AUGAAGCGUGGGGACGAGGAGGCAGAGCGGUGGCGGAGGCUACUUGUGAAUCACAAAGAGCUGGCCGAAAAGAUGCACAAUCUCCUGCAACUUACACUUGCGCCUGCCGUACCUUCCUCACUCUGUGACAUCCCGACCAAGUACAACAUUAUUAUGCACCUUUGGACGACUACGUUCAAUCGUCUCCUGCAGUCCCUCCGUCGCGCUUCGAUGCCACCUGUAAGUUCGGAAAUUGCGCGAGAAGGAUUUCAUUUACCGCGCGUUCACGUUCUACACUGGGAGAGCACAAUCUCGCUGAGUUUCGCGCCGGUUGAGUCGAGGUGCUCUGAUGAUGAGCACAUCCUUCGGGCCAGUGGUGGUCGGCUCACCGUUUCUGCAAUUGCUACAGCUUCUGCAAUUGCAGCGAGCCAUUCUCUUGACACUCCUUGGCUUGCUACACGGAACGCGUCUGCGCUUUCUGACCAUCCGGAGAUUCCCUCGGUGAAGCGUGCCUCACCGACGCCCGCAGCGCCCAUCGAUGACUCACCGCCAUCCUCACAACUGAAUGAUGGGCCGAAUGCUAACGCCAACGCUAACAUACCCAGUGUUGGCCUUGCCGCUGCGCGUAUGAAUGGAGAUGGAGCCGGAGAAGGAGCAGCGGCGGAUGAUCGCUAG
Molecule: messenger RNA, 654 nt
Organism: Sparassis crispa
Lineage: Eukaryota; Fungi; Basidiomycota; Agaricomycetes; Polyporales; Sparassidaceae
Exons: 3
Coding region: 1-654 (217 amino acids)
Source: RefSeq, a predicted model, not a curated record